GAUCGAGCAAUUUUAAGACACAGAGCAGCGAGAUUGACCCGUCAACUUCAAAGAGGGAUACUUGAUAAUGAUAUUGACAAACGUACAGCAUUUUUAAAAGAUUAUUAUUACUACAAUAAAUAUCCUAAAAAAAUUAAUGAUGAAAAUAUAAAAGUAAAUCCUCGAAGCACUCCAACAAAAAAUCCAAAAAUAUGCAUUAUUGGCGCAGGAAUGGCUGGCUUGUUUUCAUCCCUUCUUUUGAAAAAAGCCGGUAUCAAUGAUAUCACUAUUCUUGAAUAUCAAGAUCGUGUUGGUGGACGUGUCCAUACUCAUUACUUUACUGAUAAUCCUAAUGAUGAAAGACGUUUAUAUGCAGAGCUUGGUGCAAUGAGAUUACCUUAUGUUCAAGAUCGACCGGAUCUUAGUCCACAUCAACUUGUCUUUGAUACAAUUGAUUAUAUGAAUGAAUAUAAUGAGAAGGAUGAUCCAGAUAGAAAAAUCAAUCUCAUUCCUUUUAUUUUUAAUAAUCCAAAUGCUUUGUAUUACUUCAACAAUAAAAAAACCCCAUCUGGUGAAAUUAUGACCAGCAAUUACUCUGAAAGCGCUGACGCGAAACAACUAGGAUUACCUGAUGAAAUUCCAUAUAAUUAUCUUAGUCUUUGGAGUGAUGCAGUACAACCUUUUUAUGACGAAUUGGAUUCGAAUUUCACAAAUGGUCUUAUAAAUUUAAAACGUUACGAUAACUAUACUACUUAUUCUUAUUUAAAAGAAAUUUAUCUUCCCAAAGUGUUACCAGACAAAUCUGAUGACUAUGAUGAAAUUAUUAGUGCUAUUGAACUGCAAGAAGCAGGAACGGGUGAAUAUCAUUUAUAUAGUUUUCCUAAUUGUGUCGUUGAGGCGUAUACCUUUAGCAAUCCUAAAUAUGAGAUAAGCUGGAAAACCAUUGAUAAAGGAUUGCAACGACUUCCUAAUGCUUUCUUGCCAAUGAUCAAAAAGGAAAAUAUUAAUCUGACAUAUAAUAGUGAAGUUUAUAAGCUGGAAAAAACAAACGAUAAUAAAGUUGAAGUGUAUUGGAAAAAUGAUGGAAGAAGUGUCUCCGAAAUUUUUGAUCAAGUAAUUGUCACUGUUCCUUUAGGUCUUUUCAAAUCACGUUUUUGGGAAAAAUCUCCUUCUGAAACUGGUUCUAAUCCUACAACUUCUAAUGUUGGAAUUGUUGGUGGUAUCACUCACACUGACCUUCCUAUUCGUAUUUUGGUCUAUCCUUCAUAUUAUCGAAAUAUAUCUGUCGAUAAUCCUGCAGUCCUUUUAGCAUCUUAUACAUGGGGUAAUGAUGCGGCAAAAUAUGCUCAAUACAGUGAUGAAGAAAAAUUUGAACUCACUCUAAAAGAUUUAGCAACUAUUCAUGGUGAUAUUGUAUAUAAAGAAUGGAUUCCAGGUAAAGAAAAUAAUAAGGCACAGUAUUGGCCAACUGAUAGAACUUCCGGAGGUGCUUAUUCAGAUUACAGUGUCGCACAACUAGGUUCAUUAAUGGUUUCCAUGAUGAGACCGGAGGAAUCUAUUCAUUGGGCUGGAGAGCAUACUGAUAUACACUGUGCUUGGAUUGUUGCAGCUUUAAAUUCUGGAGUUAGAGUAGUCAAAGAAAUACUACUCGAAAAUUUAAUGGGGGAUAAAUGGUCUGAAAUAAAGAAUAUGAAAUUAUUAAAAUAUUGGAAUGGAAAUCUUGAGGCUUUUGAAGGCUAUUGA
Cetraspora pellucida is the source of this 1722-nucleotide messenger RNA. The record is from the annotation of a GenBank genome assembly. NCBI's taxonomy places the organism in Eukaryota, Fungi, Glomeromycota, Glomeromycetes, Diversisporales, Gigasporaceae.